Molecule: messenger RNA, 1039 nt
Organism: Morus notabilis
Lineage: Eukaryota; Viridiplantae; Streptophyta; Magnoliopsida; Rosales; Moraceae
Product: bidirectional sugar transporter SWEET16
Exons: 6
Coding region: 135-887 (250 amino acids)
Biological process (GO): carbohydrate transport
Cellular component (GO): membrane
Molecular function (GO): sugar transmembrane transporter activity
Source: RefSeq, a predicted model, not a curated record
CACAAUAAAGAAGAAAAUAUCUAAAUUGGUAGGACCUUCAAAGAACUUAAGAUUCCAAUAAAACUAUCCCAAAGUUCCACUCUUCAAAGAAGAAAGCAAAGGGGGUCCUAAUUCCUAUCCUAAUAUUACCAACCAUGGCAGGUUCACUAAUCAUCUUCUUUGGGAUGCUAGGGAAUAUUAUGUCAGGGCUAGUUUACAUAUCUCCUGCAAACGUGUUUUGGCGAAUCUGUAAGCGUGGAUCGACGGAGGAAUUCGAGAGCAUCCCUUAUGUUAGCAAAUUACUGAAUGCUUACUUUUGGAUUUACUAUGGACUUAUUAAGCCUGACAGCCUUCUAGUGGCUACUGUUAAUAUGUUUGGUGCUGUUGUGGAGAUCAUUUUUCUCACUAUAUUCUUACUCUUUGCACCUCCAAGGAUGAAGAUUAGGACUGCCAUUCUUGUUGUGGUCCUAGAUGUGGUUUUCCCUGCAGCAGCAAUUUUGUGCACUCACUUUCUGCUACACGGAGAUACUCGAAUCGACGUUGCCGGGUUAUUGUGCGUAGCCUUCAGUAUGGUUGCAUAUGCUUCACCUCUUUCAGCCAUCAAAACAUUACUUCUAACAAAGAGUGUGGAAUACAUGCCUUUCCUUCUCUCAUUUAUCCUUUUCUUAAAUGGAGGAGUUUGGACUGCUUAUGCCCUUUUGGCAAAAGACUUGUUUGUUGGAUUGCCAAAUGGGACUGGAUUUUUCCUAGGAACUCUUCAGCUCAUUCUCUAUGCAAUAUACUGGAAGCCCAAGUCAUCCAGGCGAAUAGUGGAUGAUUUAGAGCAUCAAGACAAGCAUGAACCACUUAUCAAGUCUUCUGAACAAUUGCAACAGGAUACACAUACUAGAACGACUGUGGUUUCCUAGAAAAAAACGUGUUGAGUAAAUUUUUUCAUUUGUAGCCAAUCCAUACGGUUAAGUUUUAGAUGCAGUAAACAAAUCAGGUGCAAAAAUCAACUUUUCCCAUAUUGAAAAUAAGCUUUCUACAAUAAGAUUAGAUAUCCUUGCUAGUAGUGCAU